AUCAGGUGGGCCGUCAGCUUGCUUGCCAUUCUAAGUUGUAUAAAAAAAAAAAUCCUUUUUGACUUAUGUAUAUAUAAAUUGCAUAAUUUCGCUGUGUAUUUUUUUUAUGUAAACUUUAAAGGUAAAUAUACAGUUAUCACGCCAUAGAUAUAGUAUCUUGCGCCGCGACGCGCCGUGAAUCAAGCGGAAAGGUGAUUCACUGGCGACUCGAGAGAUCGUAGGUGACCGUUAUGAUUUAAAUUGUAAGCCGCGGCGGCAGCUGUCACAGCAUGCGCCACACGAAUUGCGGUACACACUUUUUUUACAACACAGGGGCCAAACGAGCACGCGGCUCACCUGAUGGUGAGUGACUACCGCCGCCCAUGAUCACCCACAACACUAACGACAUUGCAGGUGUGCUGCCGGCCUUUUAAAAAGGAAUAUGCUCUUUUCUUGAAGGUUACGAUGUCGUAUCGGUUCGGAAAUAAUGCUGCUGGAAGUUGAUUCCAAAGAGUGGUUGUGAGUGGAAGAAAGUGCAUUGAAAAACGCACGGUGGAAGAUCGCCACUCGACCGGAUGGUUGGGAUGAAACUUUAGUUUAUGGCGGAUUGUACGGUGGUGAAAAUCAGCAGCAGAACUCGUCUCUACAGUCUAACGGGCCAGUGCAUCUCAACCUGUUUGCUCGUGACCCCCAAAGGAUCGUGGACUUGCUCCGAGAGGAUGGCUCUUAAUAAGGAGCGGUACAAGGCAAACGUUCUCGGGGUAGAUCACCGACGCGAUGGACUGACCUCAUCAAAACGGCCACACAGCAGUCUAUUGUGGAAUGCUCUCGCUCGGCGGCGAACAGAAGUAGAUGGAGACAUAUUGCGAGGACCUCAAUCGCGAAGGAGAGCCUCACCGACGAUCCACCGUCAUUGUGAAAACCACGACCACUCUGCCAAGAGUGUACGACUGAAGAGAGAGAAUAAAUUAUAUGAAAAAUGUAUAUGAAGGAUCUUAACAAGAUCAAUAGAUGUCGAAAAAGUAAUUUUUAAAAAUUUUGUCUGUCUGUAUGUUUGUCAUCAGUUUGUGCCAGUAUCACGCUAAAGUUACCGCAUCACAUUGGAUGCGGUUUGGUUCACGCGAACGAAUCGAGAACUGCUCCUUUUUGAAGUCGGGUGAAAUAAGUAAAUUUUAAUUAAUUUCCUCAUUAAGAUUGUGUAAUUUGUUAUCUUGUAUUAUGCGCAUAUGCGCAUAUGUAAUGUAACUUCUCUUUUCGCUACACUUGGCCUGGAAAACUUCAUGACUUUUUAUUAACCGACUUCACAAAAGGAAGUGGCUCUCAAUUCGGUUGUCUUUUAUUUGUCUUACCUCAGAACAAUGGUCAUUUAAAAACUUAGCUAGUUUUUACCCGCGACUUAGACCGCGUGACCGGGAUAUGUUUUUUU
This is a messenger RNA of Galleria mellonella (greater wax moth), 1405 nucleotides long. RefSeq lists its product as uncharacterized. The record is from RefSeq and is a predicted model, not a curated record. Lineage: Eukaryota; Metazoa; Arthropoda; Insecta; Lepidoptera; Pyralidae. Bases 579 to 968 code for a protein of 129 amino acids. The transcript is spliced from 3 exons.